This is a messenger RNA of Daldinia childiae, 462 nucleotides long. Its product is annotated as putative 22kda glyco protein. The coding region runs from base 1 to 462 and encodes 153 amino acids. The record is from RefSeq and is a predicted model, not a curated record. The transcript has 3 exons. Lineage: Eukaryota; Fungi; Ascomycota; Sordariomycetes; Xylariales; Hypoxylaceae.
AUGCAGCUCAACACUAUCCUCGCAACCCUCUUCGCGGCUACCGCCUCAGGUGCUGCUAUCAAGUCGAGAUACGCAACUGGAUUCACCGUAUCUAAUUUCACGGCUUCUUGCAUUCCUCACAGCGUCAUGUGCACUUACGAGUUCUUUGCUAUUACUGAUCCGGCGUCGGCAUCGCCUUCUGGUAACCCAGAACCGGCAAAGUGCAGUCUCAUGCUCCAGGGCCCUGACUUCCUCCCGGCUGUUGGCUGGACAGGGUGCGCAGAGAAAGGAGCGUACUCGUGGGCCGUUGACAAGGUUGAGGGUGGCCUAAAGCUCCGCGUCACAACGCCCCAGGACUCCCACGGCAACUACACCGGCGUGUACGAAAUAACUUCGGACCAGCUCGUCGCUGAGCAGCACGGGGCUUCUAUCUCUCAGAGGUAUACGGGCCCGUCCGGGUUUCCCAUGCCUCUUGGAGCGUAA